GUUCUCGCGAGAUUACCUACCGGCUUCAGUAUAAUGCUCUUUGGUGACACUAGAUUGUGCCAUUUCAACACUUUUAACUUUAUCUAUAUGAAUUGUAAAAUACUUUACAUAGUUGUAGUGUGUAUAUUUUAUUUAUUGAAGUAAACGUAUUGUCAUUGGCGAAAUAGUCUGUUUAAUAAUAUAAAUAAUAAGAUGCUAUUUAGGUAGCACUGCGCUGUUUGCUAAAUGCUAAAGCUAGCCCCGACUGCGGCAACGUGAGAAACGUUUACUAUAUUUUGUAAUUCUUUGCUGUUUUUAGUGUCAGUGUUAAAAUGAAGUGUCACUAUGAAAUCCUCGGUGUGAAACGAGACGCCGGAGACGACGACUUAAAGAAAGCUUACCGUAAAUUAGCAUUAAAAUGGCAUCCAGAUAAAAACUUAGAUAAUGCAGAGGAGGCAGCAGAGCACUUCAAGUUGAUACAGGCAGCUUAUGAUGUCUUGAGUGACCCACAGGAAAGAGCCUGGUAUGACAACCACAGAGAGGCUCUGCUGAAAGGAGGACUGAGUGGAGACUAUGAAGAUGACAGCAUUGACCUGCUGCAGUUCUUUACUGUCACGUGUUACUGUGGCUUUGGGGAUGAUGAAAAGGGUUUUUACACAGUCUACAGAGACCUCUUUGAGUCGAUUGUAAAGGAAGAAAUUGAGCAGGGUAGUGGAGAAAAUGAGGAUGACGAGGAGGAGUUUCCUUCAUUUGGAAACUCUGAGAGUGACUAUGACACUGUAGUGCGUGUGUUUUACGGUUACUGGCAGAGCUUCUGUACACGUAAGAACUUUGCCUGGAAAGAGGAGUACGACACGAGACAUGGCUCCAACCGCUGGGAAAAAAGAGCGAUGGAGAAAGAGAACAAAAAAACGCGAGAGAAGGCUCGCAAGGAAAGAAAUGAACUGGUGCGACAACUAGUGGCUUUCGUACGCAAGCGCGACAGACGUGUGCAGGCGCACAGGAAACUGGUGGAGGAACAGAACGCUGAGAAACUCAAGAAAGCAGAGGAGCUGAGGAGGAAACAGAAACUCAGUCAGGCCAAACUGGCAGAGGAGUACAAGGAGCAGAGCUGGGCAGCCAUGUCUGAAUUGGAGAAGGAGCUGCAGCAGAUAGAGGCUCAGUACGGCCAGGAGUUUGGAGAUGCAUCAGACAGUGAGGAGGAGGAAGAGGAGCAGGAUAUGGACUCGCAGGAGAAGGACAGUCAAGAGGGAGCAGACCAACCUGAUGGAGAUGACCAGAACAUAGAUUAUUAUGACGAGCUGUACUGCCCCGCCUGUGAUAAACUGUUCAAAUCAGACAAGGCAAUGAAAAACCAUGAAAAAUCUAAAAAGCACCGAGAGCUUGUGGCGUUGCUACGGCAACAGCUAGAAAAUGAGGAGGAAUCGCUUGGAUUCAACCUAGAGGAAGACGACGGAAGAGAGGAGAACACACAGGCUUAUGAGGAGGAAGAAGAAGAGGAGGAGGAAAAGCCAAGGCAAAAGCUGUCCAAGAAACAAAAGAGGAAAAAGAAACAGAAAGAAGUCGUACAUAGUUCUCCAAAAGCUGAGACCGUGGAGGAGGAGACCCCAACAGUGACCUCCUGCACAGAAAAUCACACAGAAGAACCCACAGAGCAGGAGAAUCAGGAAGGUCCUACUCCUUCAGAAACCAAGAGCUCUGCAAAGACAAAGGGAAAGAAGGGAGGAGGAAAAGACAAACCAAAGAAUAUGAAGUCAAACACAGUGGGGGAACAAGAGAUGGAAGCAAACCUCCGCUGUGUGACAUGCAACUAUGAGUUCACCACAAGAAACAAGCUAUUUGACCACCUGAAGACCAGCGGUCAUGCCACUGCGCUGUCCUCAAAUGCAGCACAAAGCUCACAGCUCAGCAAGAACAAAAAGGAAAAGAAGAAAAACAGAUAACAAAACGUUGUCUUUGCUGAGGAGCCAGAACGAGUAGAACUCAGCAGGGACACUAGAGACCAGACCAUGGGCAAAGGAAACUUAAAGUGGUCUCUUCAUCCAAGGUCUCAGUGACACAGUCUACGCUAAUGCUAGCCACUGAAUCACUGCAUUACUGAAACUUUGGAUUAAAAAAAAACAGAUUAAUAUCUGACCCAAGAUUUUGCUGUACGUGUAACCAUCUUUCUUCUGCAUGUGCGUAACUACAUUAUGUUCAAAUAAAUGCGAUACUGCAGGUCGUUAUUUUUA
Messenger RNA from Cynoglossus semilaevis (tongue sole), 2210 nucleotides. It is a transcript of the gene dnajc21, whose product is annotated as DnaJ heat shock protein family (Hsp40) member C21. Lineage: Eukaryota; Metazoa; Chordata; Actinopteri; Pleuronectiformes; Cynoglossidae. The coding region runs from base 312 to 1922 and encodes 536 amino acids. Gene Ontology annotation, cellular component: cytoplasm. The record is from RefSeq and is a predicted model, not a curated record. The transcript has 12 exons. Gene Ontology annotation, molecular function: nucleic acid binding; zinc ion binding.